AUGCUCCUGCUUUUUUUUAACUUUUUUGCGCGGUUAUAAUGGUCGUCUCCACUAAUGAAAUAAAUCUCUAUCGACUUCUUGUCCGAUGUGAGCAACGAUUGAAUGACAAGGAAGAAUGGAACACAAUAGAGAAGGGCAAAUUCAUAGCUUACGUACGAUACCUAGAGAACCUACAACACCAGGCGGGAAUAAAAAACAAUUAUGCUGAACGGAUUGAAAUGCUGGCGAACGCAGUGGCCAGUCGGGGAAUGAAUGACGGGAUCAAUAAGGGUAUUACAGAAGCACGGACAAGCAAAAAGUCUUUACUGGAUGGAUUAAAACAAUUGCAACAACCCGAAGAACCUGAAUGGCUUCAAAAGAUUAAAAAUGCGCCUGAUGAGGAUGCCACAGCUGCAGCAAGACAAAAGGAGGAAGAGGAGGAGAAAUCAGAUAAUGAAAGCAUUAUCUUAACAAGCAAUAAUAACAAGCCAGGAGAUAAAUUGCGCCGAAGACAAGGGUCCGGGAUGACUCGGGAAGAAGAAACGUCGAACAUUGAGCACGUGUUACAGCAUCAUAGACAGAUGCAUGAUGAGUUGACAACAGAUUUGGGCCGUAUGGCUCAGCAACUAAAGGUCAACAGUCAGUCGUUCGGUGACACAUUAGCAAAGGACGAUCAGGUGUUGCACGAGGCACAACAGGCGGUGGUAAAUAACCUGGACCGACUGCGUAAAGAGCGGCAGCGACUCGACACGCACUACUCGAAAUCUUGGGGCACGAGUUUCAUGACGAUGGGGGUGGUUCUGUUUGUUUGUAUCAUGUUUGUGCUUGUUUUCUUUACAAUUAAGCUUUUGCCAAAGGCAUGAUAUCAUUUCCUUUUCGUUGGGCAACACCCAUUUACUCCUUCUCCGCCUCCCGACUCUCUGCUGUUUCUCUCUCUCUCUCUCUCUCUCUCCUUUUGUUGUAUUCUAAUAGCCAUUUCGAG
Zychaea mexicana is the source of this 961-nucleotide messenger RNA. RefSeq names its product vesicle transport protein. The transcript is spliced from 8 exons. Gene Ontology annotation, biological process: retrograde vesicle-mediated transport, Golgi to endoplasmic reticulum. The coding region runs from base 39 to 842 and encodes 267 amino acids. Gene Ontology annotation, molecular function: SNAP receptor activity. The record is from RefSeq and is a predicted model, not a curated record. Gene Ontology annotation, cellular component: endoplasmic reticulum; SNARE complex. NCBI's taxonomy places the organism in Eukaryota, Fungi, Mucoromycota, Mucoromycetes, Mucorales, Lichtheimiaceae.